AAAAUGUUGAAAUUUAGCAUAAUUUAAAACAAUCCUGAAAGGCUUACCUAAAACACAAGAUCAAUAAAAACUGGUGAUUAUUUCCCCCUCCAAUUGCUAGUAUUCAUUCUUCUCGAAAAAUAACCUUCUCCAUAACCUGCCUUCAUUAAGCAAGGGCUUGACAGCAUGUGCAAUUUUUUGACGUGAUAGGUGUAUUUUUAAAUGCCAAUUUAAUGUAAUGUUCACUUAUCCACUUAACAUAACAAGUACUUAUGUUUCAACUUUGAGUGUUAUUUUCAACAUAGUGUUGUUUAUAUGAAAUCUACUUCAUAAUGGCUAUGCUUGCUGAAAGGAAGCAAAAAGUGAAAUGGUGCUUGAACCCCAGAGGAAAUGAUUGGGCUAAAGAUGAAAAUAAAUUUGGCCAAAGAAUGCUGGAAAAAAUGGGGUGGCAGCCUGGAAUGGGACUGGGAGCAAAAGGACAAGGAAGAACAGAUUUUGUUCGCCUUCAAAUGAAAAAUGAUACUAAAGGAUUAGGAAACAAAGAGAAAUAUGAUGAAGUAUGGACUCGUCAACAAGAAAACUUUGAUAGUCUUCUUGCACAGUUGAAUGGUGUUGAUAAAAAUGAUCAAGUUGAAGAUACUACUAAUAUUCCCUCUUUAGAGGAUAAAUCUAGAAUGUCUAAAGCACGUGUUCACUACCAUAAGUUUACACGUGGAAAGGACGUCAGCAAAUAUUCAUCAAAGGAUUUAAACUGCAUUAUUGGAAUUGGGAAAAAGUCCAAUAAUGAGAACAGUAAUUCUGCUGAGAACAGUAAUUCUGACCUGAUCACAGAGUCACCUAUCUCAAUGUAUGACUAUUUCCGUACUAAAAGUAAAAAGUUAAAGGAAAUGGAUAAUGUGGAAAAAAGUUUAACAAUACCAUCAGAUUCUGUUGUUGAUAGUGAAGUUUCAGAUGUAAUUAACUACAUGAAUGAGACAGAAAAUGUUGAUGACCAAUGUAAAAGUAUAAAGAAAACCAAAAAAAGGUCAAAAAGAAAAUCAUUUGAUGGUGAUGACCUAGAUGCAUCAAAAACUGAUAUCGUAGAAGAAAUUAUUAGUGACGAACAAGAUGCUUCGAAGAAUGAAUUGUUAGAAGAAAACAUUGUUCCUUCAAAAAAGAAAAAGAAGAGAAAAAGGAAAUCAAUUGAAAAUGAAGAGAUAGAUGGCAAUUCAUUUGAUAUUAUUCAAGAAGAAAUAGACAUUAAGCCACUUGAAGAAAAUAUUAACAAUGAAAUCGAAGAAAAGUCUUUAAAAAAGAAGAAAAAGAAGCGUCAUAAAAGUAAAGAAAACAGUCUAGAAGAUAACUAACUAUAUUUAUUUUCAAUAAAUUGUGAUAUUUUUUU
This is a messenger RNA of Nezara viridula (southern green stink bug), 1360 nucleotides long. NCBI's taxonomy places the organism in Eukaryota, Metazoa, Arthropoda, Insecta, Hemiptera, Pentatomidae. The record is from the annotation of a GenBank genome assembly.